This is a messenger RNA of Verticillium dahliae VdLs.17, 1078 nucleotides long. RefSeq lists its product as uncharacterized. NCBI's taxonomy places the organism in Eukaryota, Fungi, Ascomycota, Sordariomycetes, Glomerellales, Plectosphaerellaceae. Bases 1 to 807 code for a protein of 268 amino acids. The transcript has 2 exons. The record is from RefSeq and is a predicted model, not a curated record.
AUGCAGAGGCAGCUCGGAAUUCCUGAGCUUGGCAGGUCUGGAAAAGAGCUCCGUCAUUGCUACAAGAUCCAAGCAAUGGAGCACUCAACUGAAGAAAUCCGUUGGGUUCGGAGACAAGUCACAGUGUUUCAUUCUUUCGAUUCAGAGAACGGUCGAUGUUUUUGGCUUACCAUUAAGGCCGAUAACACAAUGAGGAAGCGGAUAGUACGGAAACAAAUUCAACUCGACAUGCUGCAACCGAAAGUUUUAGAAACGCUGGAAGGAUCUUUCAAAUCAACCCUAGCCACUCAUCUAUUUCACCUGGACUGGAGCUCCGAGGGCUGGAUGUGGUAUAUCGAUGAUAUCAGAUUUCGACUUCAAGGAAUAAUUGAUUCUGUGCAAGGAGAAAGGACAACUAACUUGGGCAUGGCGGCCCCCGGGUUGAAUUUAGCAUCAGAGACACAUGGAGACCCCAAUGCCACUAAAGGGCAGGCCCCUUUGCGACAGUCACCUGGGGUGCCAAACGCCAGCUCACUCUUCACCCAGCGUCCCGCCCAAACCUUGAGAAACACGUGGGCGGACUUAAAUGUCAAUAAUGAUCCUGCAUUGGCUUUCCGACCCACAAGACGAGACACCGACGUCGAGAUGAGGCGUUUGGCCGUUGAGGAUCAGAACUUGAAGGAAGAAGUGGAGCAGAUUUACAAUCUCCUCACCCCGUUCUAUGUAUCGGACAAGCGAAAACACUUUUCAUUCAUUUUCAGAGCUUCAGGAGACCAAGUUGAUGAUGAGGCUCAACAUCAGAGUACUGGCAAACCUACAAGGCACUAACUCAGACUUACUCGGAUGGGAGAAUUGCCCGGAAGCGAUAGCAAAAGAUUGCAAGAGCCAAGUUGCUCGCUUCCGUGGUUGCAUUCAAAACAUCAAGGGGACUCUCGACGUUCAAUGCAAAAGAGCGGAUACAUUGAUCGAACAGUUGCGUGAUAAUUUGAGCCGAGUAAGUGCAACCUAUCGAAGCCUGAACCUCCUAAUAUCAAUAUGUUUAUGCAGUAUGAAGUCAUCGCACAAUAUCGAACCUCACUUAUUAACAAGGCAUACUCUA